Molecule: messenger RNA, 790 nt
Organism: Linum trigynum
Lineage: Eukaryota; Viridiplantae; Streptophyta; Magnoliopsida; Malpighiales; Linaceae
Source: the annotation of a GenBank genome assembly
GUCUUUCUUGAGUCUCGCCUAGGGUUUCUGCUGCUAUCUCUCACCGCCGUCCGCCAUGGCCAAGAGAACCAAGAAGGUUGGGAUUGUCGGCAAAUAUGGAACCCGUUAUGGUGCCAGUCUGAGGAAACAAAUCAAGAAGAUGGAAGUUAGCCAGCACAGAAAGUACUUCUGUGAGUUCUGUGGCAAGGAUGCUGUGAAGAGAAAGGCUGUGGGAAUCUGGGGGUGCAAGGACUGUGGCAAGGUUAAAGCAGGAGGUGCCUACACCAUGAAUACCGCAAGUGCUGUGACUGUGAGGAGUACCAUCCGCAGAUUGAGGGAGCAGACGGAGAGCUAGAUGUGUUGGAAGCUAGUCUUUUCCAGAUUUUCAAGUUUUGUUACCUGUCAACAAUGUAUCUUCCAUUUCCGGUUGAUUUACUUUGGAACCUUGUAGGACCUAAUGUAGCAGGGGGUUAUGUUAUUUGAUUAAAGAUUUUGUCCUUGUAUCUCAUGUGAUACCUUUAUGCAUUUAGAAGCUAGCUUUCAGCAGAGUUUCUUUGCCGUGGCCUUCUUUUGGUGAUGUUUGCAUUUGAACUGUUGUGCUAAUCAAUUAGGGUGAUCUUCCUGCUGCUAGUAUUGGCCUCGGUUUGUUCAAUGUACAAUGGUUGCAAUGUCUGUCUGAUUGUAAUCUGUUGUUAGAGUUGGACAACUCUGCCGGCAACUUUUUACGGCUCAGAUUCGUCACUCGUCGUUCUAUGUUGCUGCUCUUGGAUUUUCUAAAAAACAACGCAUCAAAGAAAUAUGGCACACUAAA